AUGGCGUUCACAUUUGCGGCCUUCUGCUAUUUGAUCGCGCUGAUCGCCGUCGCCUUCUGUAUCUUCUUCGCCAUCUACACGGUGAUCUGUAUCGAUGAGCUGAAAACCGACUACAAGAACCCUAUCGAACAAUGCCGGAAUUUGAACCAGCUGGUCUUGCCGGAGUACAUCAUCCACGCCGUGUUCACCUUCUUGUUCCUCUGCUCCUGGCAGCCGUUCUCGCUUCUCAUCAACACCCCGCUCGUUGCCUUUCACGCUAUGAGCUACGUUCGACGACCGGUGAUGACGGGCCCCGGCAUCUACGACCCGACGCGCAUCCUCAACCCUGGCUUUCUACCUCCUCUCCUCUACCACUAUCUCUACGCGAUGAUCUACACACUCGUCACCACCUCC
Mesorhabditis spiculigera is the source of this 393-nucleotide messenger RNA. NCBI's taxonomy places the organism in Eukaryota, Metazoa, Nematoda, Chromadorea, Rhabditida, Rhabditidae. The record is from the annotation of a GenBank genome assembly.